Nylanderia fulva is the source of this 498-nucleotide messenger RNA. Its product is annotated as large ribosomal subunit protein eL34. The record is from RefSeq and is a predicted model, not a curated record. Gene Ontology annotation, cellular component: ribosome. Gene Ontology annotation, molecular function: structural constituent of ribosome. Gene Ontology annotation, biological process: translation. NCBI's taxonomy places the organism in Eukaryota, Metazoa, Arthropoda, Insecta, Hymenoptera, Formicidae.
UCGAAUUUCACUACGCGUGCGUGAAGCAUUCUCUUCGGUGACGUCGUGCAACGUCGUUUCCUUUUCCGCUUGGCUCUGAAAAAGAAGCAAGAUGGUACAGCGACUAACCUAUCGACGACGCUUGUCGUACAACACAAAAAGCAACAGGAGGCGUGUUGUACGUACGCCAGGAGGCAAGCUAGUCUAUCAAUAUCUUAAGAAACCUAAGAAGAUUCCGAGAUGUGGACAAUGCAAAGAUAAGCUUAGAGGUAUUCAACCCGCAAGGCCAAUGGAACGCUCACGUAUGUGCAGACGUAAGAAGACUGUAAAACGUGUAUACGGAGGUGUUCUUUGUCACAAAUGUGUAAAAGAAAGGAUUGUACGUGCGUUCUUGAUUGAGGAACAGAAGAUUGUCUAUAAGGUUAUGAAAGCACAACAGGCUUCAGCGAAGACAAAAAAAGUGGAGAAGUAAUUCCGUGCUUUUUAUUAAUUAAAUAAAAUAAAUCCAAAAAAAUUUAA